AUGUACUGGUAUAUCUCAUUUCUUCGACCCCCACCUGUAUCAGUCUCUUCCGGUACCAAGGAGAUCACAAUAACGCCUCAAGUAGCGAAUGAUUUGAGGACUGAAUUACGAUACGAGCCCACUACGAUAUACUAUACAUGGCAGAGAUUAUCGCCUACGAUAUCACCUCUGACACCUUCAAAAGAAUUGACUACCUUCAUCCCACCUCAGAGUACUUAUAAACCUAUUUCUGUACCGUUACCAGGAAAUGUACGAAUAGGUGAAUCAUGGAGACUUGGUCUUUUCUCCAUUCCUUCCGACAAAGGAAAGACUGGUGAGGGUGAAGCUGGACCUGGACCUGGACCUUCAUCUAGUCUAUUAAGGUUAUGCGAGGAUCACGUGGAUGUAUUGGGAGUAUGGAGUGAAGGUAUAAAUGUAAUUCGGAGUGAAGCUUUAACGACAGGAGUAGUCAGAGGUAUCGAUAAUGGGAAAUCAAGUAUCAAGAGUAAAGAAAAACCCAAAGAUAAAGGAAAAGGCAAAGCAAAAGACAAGGAAAAGGAAAAAGAUGAUAUACCCAAACAAGGUAGGAUUACAAGAGAUUUUAAUUUGCCACAAGAAGGAGUCUUGACAGUUGUCGAGCAGACAAGUUUCGAUUUGGACAAGAAAAUAUGGGAUUCAGGACUAGCGCUAUCGUCUUGGAUAUGGAGAUACAUCAACUCAUCUCAUGAUCAUCCUCUGGCCAAUAGAGUUAUAGGAUUGAUACGGAAAGAAGGACACCAUCUGAACAUACUUGAAUUAGGGAGUGGAACGGGAUUGGUUUCAAUCGCACUUUGUUUAUCAUUGAAUCGAUUUCAUCCAAAUUUGAAACGAAAAGUAAUAGCUACUGAUCUAGAAUCAGCUAUACCUCUAAUGAAUGAGAAUAUAUCACUGAAUUUUUCUCAAGAGAGAUCCAAUACGAUAAAUGUGGAUCUAGAAGCUCAACUAUUGGAUUGGGAUGAUCCUUUACCUGGAUGGGUAUCUUCAAAUCAACCUGAAUUAAUCAUCGCUGCAGACGUAACUUAUAAUACAUCAGCAUUCCCUUCCCUACUUCGUACUUUACUUUCACUUCUCAAACCAACUCCGUCAUCAUCAUCAUCAUCACCAUCACCAUCAUCAAUAGGAAAUGCCAUCAAACCAUUAUUGGCUCUAGCUUAUAAACAACGUGAUCCUGCCGAAAGGGGAUUAUGGGAUAUGCUGACAUCCCAUGGCGUGAAUAUGGUUUUAGUCGACAGAAUUAGAGGUGCAGAGGAAGAUGGUGAGACUGAAAUUUGGAUAGGAGGUUUUGGGAAAGACACACCGUGA
This is a messenger RNA of Kwoniella shivajii, 1320 nucleotides long. RefSeq lists its product as uncharacterized. The record is from RefSeq and is a predicted model, not a curated record. Gene Ontology annotation, biological process: peptidyl-lysine methylation. Gene Ontology annotation, molecular function: protein-lysine N-methyltransferase activity. The coding region runs from base 1 to 1320 and encodes 439 amino acids. The transcript has 6 exons. Lineage: Eukaryota; Fungi; Basidiomycota; Tremellomycetes; Tremellales; Cryptococcaceae. Gene Ontology annotation, cellular component: cytoplasm.